Molecule: messenger RNA, 1813 nt
Organism: Zeugodacus cucurbitae (melon fly)
Lineage: Eukaryota; Metazoa; Arthropoda; Insecta; Diptera; Tephritidae
Gene: Rbbp5
Product: retinoblastoma-binding protein 5 homolog
Exons: 7
Coding region: 268-1731 (487 amino acids)
Cellular component (GO): Set1C/COMPASS complex
Molecular function (GO): protein binding
Source: RefSeq, a predicted model, not a curated record
CAAAUGUUACAAAAAUCAGCUGUUUUGCUAUUUGUUGAUAAGAUUAAGCGGCGUCCAUAAUUUGAUUGGAAAUAAUUGAAAUUUUUAAAAUCAACUUUAAACAAUACAAUCAUUUCAUUGUAGCACAUAAUUAUUAGCAAAAAUAGCGUAAAAAGUGAACAAAUUAUGACAAUUUAAUUUCAAAUUAUUGGCUAAAAGUUUUGUCAGCUUACACGUAGUAGCCCACCGGACAAUUAUUCAAUAAAUACUCACAUAUUGUUUUUCAGUAUGAAUUUAGAAUUAUUAGAAUCUUUUGGACAGAACUAUCCGGAGGAAUUCGAUGGCUCACUGGAUUGCAUAUCACUGGCGGUAACUUGUGCUUUCAAUAAAUAUGGCACUUUAUUAGCAGUUGGCUGUAAUGAUGGUCGCAUUGUUGUGUGGGAUUUCUUAACGCGUGGAAUUGCAAAAAUUAUAUCCGCUCAUGUGCAUCCAGUGUGCAGUUUGAGUUGGACGCGUAAUGGACAUAAGCUGCUAUCUGCUUCAACAGACAACAACGUGUGCAUAUGGGAUGUACUCACCGGCGACUGUGAGCAUAAAUAUCGUUUUCCAUCACCUGUGUUGAAAGUGCAAUUUGAUCCACGAAAUGACAAACGUUUUCUUGUGUGUCCAAUGCGUUAUGCGGCCGUGCUAGUGCGAAUUGGCGAUACGCACAAAUGUCUGCCUUUAGAUUCAGAUGGCGAUUUAAAUAUUGUCGCUUCGUUUGAUCGACGCGGCAAACAUAUUUACACCGGCAAUGCAAAAGGCAAAAUACUGGUUUUAAACGCAGAAACGUUGGAAAUUGUGGCGAGUUUUCGUAUUAUUGUUGGUUCUUCAAGUGCGACGGCUGUAAAAAGCAUAGAGUUUGCACGUAGAGGCGACGCGUUCUUAAUAAAUACCUCCGAUCGCGUCAUACGUGUUUACGACUCAAAAGAGAUUAUAGCGCUGGGUAAGGAUGGUGAGCCGGAGCCAAUACAAAAACUACAAGAUUUAGUGAACAAGACCACAUGGAAAAAGUGUUGUUUCUCCGGCGAUGGUGAAUACAUAUGUGCGGGCAGUGCACGUCAACACGCACUCUAUAUAUGGGAAAAGUCGAUCGGGAAUUUGGUGAAAAUUCUACACGGCACCAAAGGUGAAUUGCUGCUCGAUGUUGUGUGGCAUCCAGUGCGCCCGAUUAUAGCUAGCAUAAGUUCGGGACUCGUUUCGAUUUGGGCACAAAAUCAAGUGGAAAAUUGGUCAGCAUUUGCGCCCGAUUUUAAAGAGCUCGAUGAGAAUGUGGAAUAUGAAGAACGUGAAUCUGAAUUCGAUAUUACGGAUGAGGAUAAAUCGGUUGAUUUGAAUGCGGAUGCAAAGCAGGAUGAAGAAAUCGAAGUGGAUGUAUUAAAAGUGGAACCAGUGGCAGCAUUUUGCUCAUCCGAUGAGGAGGGCGAAGACGAAAAUGCCUUACAAUUUCUACCGAUGGCGCCAGAAGUCGAAGAUCCCGAAGAUGGCUGGACCAUGCAAGAUGGUGUGGACACAUCGCUCACCAAAGAAAGUGACACAGCGCCGCAAGACUAUGAGGAUACGGUGUCGACGAAAAAGCGUAAAGUUAACAAUUAUGAUAUAAGCCUGCCGGAUGCGCCAGUCGAUGAAACACAUCCAUUAAUUUCAAGUAAAACAAAUAAAGAUAAGCAACCAGUGGGCGGCAAGAAGGCAGCGGGUCGUCCGAAAAAAUAACAUAUAAGGUUUUAAAUCUUUCUUUUUUACAUUUCAUUAAUUAGGUAAAAAAUAUUAAAAUUCAAAAAAAAUAAUGACUUUA